Messenger RNA from Eremothecium gossypii ATCC 10895, 1617 nucleotides. Its product is annotated as AGL313Cp. The coding region runs from base 1 to 1617 and encodes 538 amino acids. The record is from RefSeq and is marked provisional. Gene Ontology annotation, molecular function: phosphatidylinositol binding; protein binding. Lineage: Eukaryota; Fungi; Ascomycota; Saccharomycetes; Saccharomycetales; Saccharomycetaceae. The transcript has a single exon.
AUGAGGCCUUUCUACACGGCGGAGUCGCCCAAGAGCCGCAAGCGGCCGGCGAUCUCGAAGCCGAUCGACGUCGUGGGCACGGGCGUGGGAGGGCUGGACGGGGCGAAGCUGUACUAUAACGUGGUGCAGGACUACCUGCCCAACAGCGAGGAGGACGCAGCGGGCGGGCGCGGCGGGUUUCUGAACGUGCGGCGCGGGGACAUCGUGCUGCACCUGGAGCAGGCGGAGAACAACCUGGUGUACGUGAAGCUGAUGAACAUGCUUGGUGAGGGCCUGGUGCCGGCGCGCUGCCUGGCGGUGAACAGAGAGCUGAGCGUACGCACGGAGGGCGGGGAGGCGGCGCGGGCGCCGCCGGCGCGGCGGGGGACGCAGGUGCGGUUCACGGCGGCGGGCGCGUCGUGCUGGUGCUGUGUUACGUGCUGUGGCAUUCGCGAGAGCCGGGUGUGGUACCGCAUUGAGUGCAUGCUUAGGUCCGGGUACCAGCGCACGCUGUGCCGGUACUACCACGAUUUCUACUGGCUGCACGUGGGGCUGAUCGGUCGCCUGCAGCAGCUGGGGCUGGGCGUGGACCUGAACCAGCUGCCGAAGCUGCCGGCGCCGGCGGGCAACAAGCUGAAGAACAGCAGCGCCGAGAUCCGCAUGGAGAGCUUCAACAAGUACCUGCGCGAGCUCUUCGAGAGCACGCACAUCCCGGGGCACGUGCGGGACUCGCUGGUUGUGGACCAGUGGCUUGCGCCUCGCGUGGGCGACCUACUGAGGACGCCCCGUGGGGCCAUUUUUCGCGUGCGCGAGGCCGCGGAGGGGUCUGGCUCGCAGCUUGUCUGGGAGGUGAUCUCCGAGGAGGAGGCCGCGGCGCUGGUGCCACAUACGUUGAGACUCGAGAAGCCUUCCUGGGUCUCCUCGAACUCGAGCACGGCUUUGUCGACCCUCGCGCGCUCGCUUUCGGCAGUUGUUCCUACAGUAUCGCAGGCGGGCAACAAGAUGCCCCAGCUCGCGACGUCCGCGCCUAGCACGCCCGUCUUCAAGUCACGCCCGCUCUUUCAGUCACUGUCCCCCAGUAUUCCCAGCUUGAGCACGACUAAGGAGUCCGGCAUACAUACCCCUCUGAUGUCGGAAACGUCAUCGUGCGCCUCCACUCCGCUAACGUCGCCUGGCACAGGCCACAGCAGCCCCACAGAAACUGGGCCAGUGGCUCAUCUGCCUAUUAAGAUGAAGGUAUUCUACGGAGAGGAUGUCUACGCUGUCAUCUGCACCUGGGAUAGAAUCAACGAUUAUGGCUCGCUUCUUCACUUCAUCAAACAGCGCCUGGCCAAGGAGCUGCCCGCGAAUGCGUGCCACUUCCAGCUCAGCCGGCGGCUAUGCCACGGGCCUAAGAAUGUGUCUGCUGGUAAGGCGCAUGAAGAAACCUUACUUUGCGCAAGCAACUAUAAAAAAGUCAUGUCUGAGUUCGAGGCUGCGGAUGCCGCCUACAUGGCUAAGCACGCUCACUCUGGGAUUGGCAUCGCGUUCAACACGACAGAGCCGGUGCAGCCUACGCAAAUUGCACCUAGCAACGUUCACUUGGGGGAUCAGGCACCAGGGAAACUGAACAUACUGGUUAAGGUAAUAAGUUUUUAA